Messenger RNA from Podarcis lilfordi (Lilford's wall lizard), 21546 nucleotides. Lineage: Eukaryota; Metazoa; Chordata; Lepidosauria; Squamata; Lacertidae. The record is from the annotation of a GenBank genome assembly.
GGGCAAUAAUAAACCUUUUAAUAAGGGUCAGGCAGGUAAAUGUAAGGCAGAGCGGGAGCAAUGCGGCUUCGGGGCAGCUCCGCUUUUUGUUUUCUUAGCUUUGGUUCGGAAGUGGGAGCGGGAAAAGGAACUGACAGCUCCCAGGUCGGUUUCCCGCCAUCCCACCAAGCAGCGGACCGUCCCGUUCUCCAUCUAGAAGCCAUUUACUAAAGCGCUCCGAAGAAAGCCGACCAAUCCUAAUCUUGGUGGGCGGAGGCAGCUAAACGCUCGUCCCGCCUCCUUUCAGGCGGCCAAUCGGGGCCCUCUCGCUUCCCCCAACCUCUCGCGGCGUUAUCUAUGGGCGACGCUCAGUUCUCGAACUACAGCCCCCAGGAGCCUCUGCGCAAGCGCCGCCUCAGCCAAUCGACGCGCCUAGCGAGGAGAAAUUAUCACCGCUGUGGGCAGGACUAGGCGAGACCCAAUCAAUCGAAAGGGGGGAGGGGAUGCUUUGCUGCGGCAGCGGAAGCAACACUCCCGACUGAGCCCCCUCAGCGUCGGCGAAAGAAGCGGCUCCGGAGGCUACUCCGAGAGGCUCCGCCGCCCCCUCGGCUGCAGGUAACUCGGCGGGCGAGGGGAGGGCUCGUUCUGGGAGCGGGGCGACCGGGAGAGGCGCCGCUCCCUCUGGCCAAGCCUCGCCGAGAGUUACUCGAGCUGGGCGCCGGAGUCCUCCUCACUCACGGCGGCUGCUUGGGGCGUUCGCGGCGGCCGCCGCAGCCUUUUUAUUCUCGCUGAACAUCCGGGUCCCUGGCCCUGCGCGUCUGUUUCACAUAGUGAUCAGGGAGGGAAGGGAGGCGGGCCCUGGCUACUCUUGAUUAGCCAUUACCUGUUUUCCCAUUGGUAGUCAGGCGUAGCCUGUGCGGGCUUUCCCAUUGGUUGGCAGGUUGUGCUGCCUUCUAUGCUGGGCUGGCUCGCCAUGGGGAAGUGAGGUGUUCCCAUUGGCUGCCCGCAGAGGGGGGCGGGCUUCGCGCAUGCUCUAGUGGGCGGAGCUUAUGCCGAGAGGAGAGCUCCGCCCGAAGCGAGCGAAAGGGGAGGGGCCUCGGGAGCCGCCCCUGACCGGCGACGGGCGCUGCUCCCUUUGCCGUCUUGUGCUGCGCGCUGCGGCGUCUCCGCUGCUGAGUGUUGGCUUCUCCCGUCAAGAUUCCGCACUAAACUCGGCCCGAUCCGCACUGUCUCGGAAGCCAAAAGUUGGAAGCGGCGGGUUUGCGGGCGGGUGAGCCGGCCCAGCUGUUGCAAGCGGCGCUGUUAUAAUCGUAUAGAUCGUAGUGGCCCUUCCACGACCAGCGCAGUUUAGGGUCGGGGGGUGGGGUGGGGCGAGGCAUUAGGCUUGUUUCCCAGAACAAGGGGGAAAGAGAGCAUCCCCGAAUAAGGAGCUGCUCCUGGAUUCCCCUAGAUCUCGCACUGUGCACGUGCAGUCAUUACCCCUGAUGACUUCAUGUUAGCUGCGUUCUGCUGCCAAGCAGGUAAUUGAGAUACUGUAGGUGUUGCCUGCAAUUGAUGUUAAAAGAGGGAGACAAACACAUGAAAGUUGAAUUUACGUUUGUAUUGCGGUGUCAUAAAGUGGUUUUAGAGUUGAUGGUGAUGUAGAAGUUAUGAUCAUGAAGGAUGUGAAGACGGAUUUAGUCUUCCCUAGCUUGCUACCAUCCAGGUGCAGUUUGACUUUAUCUCCCAUCACUCCUACUAAUUGGCCAUUCCAGCUGUCACCGAUGGGAGCUGGAGUUCAGAACUGGUUUAUGUGAUUACUGUACUGAUGUCAGGAUCCAACACCUAACACUCCAUUAUGCAGCCCGAGAUAUGCUUAUUCGGGAAUAAGUUCUCUGUUAAGUGGGGCUUUAUCUCUGGUAAGUGUGCACAGCAGAUGCUUAGCUGUUCAGUGUAGUUGUAUUGUUCUGCGUAGUUGUACGCUUCCUCUGGUUUCUGCAUGGCUGCUGUCAACAGAAGUAUAUAGUAGUUUGUGUAGAACUUUUGAGUUGUUUGGAAGCCCUCUGCCUGAGAUCCUGGAAACUAGACAGUAAAGUAAACAAUGCUGGUAUAAUUAGACCAAUGGUCUGGUUUUACAUUUAUAGUCACUUUCAGUGUUGCUAUGUAGCUUGCUCAGCUGUUGCACAGAUUUAGCUGAGUCUUCCUGAUUGCACUGGGGUACCUGUGUGUGACAGCUGUGUUGCUCACCAUUACCUUUACUGUCAUGUGUAAUCUUUCAAUAUAGAUUUACUAUUUAAUACCAACCUUACCUCCUUUGGAACUGCAUUAGGAUUUCAUAUUAUUUUGGAAACCACAGUCCAUAUCAGGACAGAAAUGUCAUUGGCCUCUGCAGAGCCAGUGUUUUUACUCUUACAGAAAUAUCCUACGUCUGCUUACUCAUAAGUAAAUCUCAUUCAGUUAAGCAGGGGUUCCUUCGAGGAAAGAGUAUAGAGAAUUAUAGCAAUUUACAAAGUACAAGAUAAUUACAUCUAUCAUUUAUUUUUAUUUAAAGCAUUUCUACCCUGGUCUAUAAUCUUUAAACUGUAUUUGUUUUGUGUAGUUGAUGGUAUGUUUAAUUGAUGUUCAGUACAUGAUUAAAAUACUUUGAUAUACAGUAGGUGUCUUACACAGAUGUUUGGAUAGCAACUGUUACUUACCGAUAUUACUAAUGCUAAUAUUGAGUCUUAAUUUCGUAAGUUAAUUAUAGCCCUGGGGUUUUUUCAGAUAGUUAGUAGAGAAGUCCUAACGUCAAAAUAUUGAAAGGUUAAUAUCCUCUGUAUACAUUUCUGGGAGUAAGAUUCAUUGAACACAGUGGGACUUAUUUCUGAGCAAACUUAAGUUGGCACUGUAAACAUUGGAUUUGUGCCAGGCCUAUGUAUUCCUACUUUAUUAUUUGCAUGUGGUGGUUGUCACUUGAACCUGUGUUACUAUUUUUAUAUUUCAGUAUAUUAACGCACCAACAUUUGUUUAUUAAGUUAUUGAACUUGGUUGAACUGUUUGUAUUUUGUAUUUUAACUAGAUGGAGAGCUUGCAUAUCAUUUGUCAGUAGCUACUCUGUGCAAACAUACGUAACCUAACUGAAUUUGCUGGGAUUCCUCAGUAACAAGGGCUUCAGUAAUGUGGAUGUAUUAAUUAUUUGUAAUUCUGUGUGUUCCAUAGGUGGAAAUGAGUUCUCAGCAGUUCCCCCGUUCAGGACCCCCUCCUGCAAGUCUAGGACCAGCUCCUCCUCCGAUCUCUACCAGUGGAUCUACUGGAUUGAUAAACCCAACAACUACAGGUAAGGCAACUACAGGAUUUCUAACUAAGACUUCAGUAUACUUUUUUGGAAGUAAGCUCCAUAGAAAUCAAAGACAGCAUUCCUGUGCCUUGCCUGUUUCUAGUCCUGUUUUCUUUCUAAAAUUUCAUGCAUUUUUCUAUUUAGUGAGUGAUGAACCCAGCCGAGAAAUGGAAGUUGCUCCCAGAGAUCAUGUGGUCCCUGGUGGCUCUCUGCAGUCCCGUGAAGAGAAGCAGGAAACAGUGGUAGUCCGGCCAUAUCCGCAGGUGCAAAUGUUGACUCAGCACCAUACGGUACAACCUGGUGUGCCAGUUACAGUAGCAGCUCCUCCAGCACAUUUAGCUCCAGCAGUGCCACUUUCUUUUUCUGAAGGUCUUAUGAAGGUAAUGAGAGCAUUGCUUUUCAAGUAUGGAAUAGGGGUAUUUAAUAGCACUAAUUUAAUGGAAUGGCAAAGUUAGCUCAGGCUAGAUUUAAGUUUAUAUAUUGCAACUGCCUUUGAUUCCCUGGGACAGAGAAGGUUGAAUACUGUUAUCUGGUACUUUCUAAAAAAAAUUACUGAAACCUUUACCAUUGAAGGCAGUCUGACAAGGGACUGGACUAGUACAUAUGGAUGUUCACAGUGAUGGAGCAGAUAUGUUUUCUGUUAUGCCAGAGGGGUAGGACUUGAACAAAUAGGUUGAAAUUACAAGGAAAUGCUCCCCAUUGGUACAAACUGUGCCUCAGCAGAUGGUGGGCCCUGCUUGUUAGAUGUUUUAAAGCAGAGACUGGUAAGCCAACAGUUAUGCUAUAGCAGCUAAUUUUCUGCAUUAGCAGGAGGUCUACGUGAUGUUUUCAGGUCCUUUUCAACUUUGUGAAUCUAUGAAAAACUCAGUCAAAAUAUCCUACUGCCCAUCUCUUAAACAUGCCACUAAAUUCUUCCUAAAAAUUGCUGGGCGCACUGGUCAUGCCCCUGCAAGAGCAUUCUAAUUGUCAGCUGUGCUGGCUGGGGCUAAUGGAAGUUGUGGUAGAAAACAUCUGGAGGGUACCAGUUGCUGAAGGCUUCUCUUUGCCAUGCAUGAAUAAGAACUGGAGGAGGAGGAGGAGGUUCACAGUAGUUAAUUGGAAAGAGGCAUCUUGUCCCUUGCAUCAUCUUCCCCGUACACUGAGGCUGGCAGUGAAAUGAUAAUCAUUGGUAAUCUUAAUCCUAAACAGUUUGGCUUAGAGAAAAUACAGCCUCACAGGUUUUGAGAGUUAGUUGCAUAAUUUCAAACCCUAGACCUAAUUUUUGUUAAGGGGGAGAGAGCAGGAUUACAAAAAGUUUCAAGGAAAUUGGUUGAUGGGGUAUGUCUGUCUGUAUAAUUAUUUGUGUGCUAACUCCCAGUAGCUGUCUCCAAGAUUAAAGCUUUUUGUACUAGUGACUUGAUCUUAAGAAAGCAAUAUUAUUGCACAAAGAUUCAUCUUUUCAUAUGAUUCUCUUCUGAGGAAUAAUGUGUAUAGAGAAAUUCAAAAUAAUUUAAUUAGACUGUGGCUACCAGUAAGUUUGUUACAGGUUUUCUUUUCCCCUCAGGGUAAGAUAACUGGUGCAUACUUGUGUUGUUUUUAUUUGUUCUGUUGCCACAAAUUUCUACGAACCAGUAGUUGUAUCUUUAUGUUCUUUGCAGCCUCCCCUGAAGCCUACCAUCCCUAGCCGCCCUAUUGCACCAGCUCCACCCUCUCCUCUCUCCUGCCCCACCAAAGUCCCAGGGCAAGUUACUGUAACAAUGGAGAGCAGCAUCCCACAGGCCUCUGCUAUUCCCGUAGCAACAAUCAGUGGACAACAGGUAAUCAUUUUCUUCUUCUAAAGUAACUUUUUUGUUUGUUUAAAGUCAUGGAAAGCAAAUGAAGCACUGUGAACUACAGUACCCACAGCCUUGGUUUGUAUCUCCUACCAUAAUAAUUCAUAUCUAACCUGUACAUUCAAACGGCUUAACUGUAGUGUGUGGUUGUAUAUGAAGCAUUUCUUGUACAUUACAUCUAGACGAUUUCCCCACACACAAUCUGUUACUGUCUGCAGGGACAUCCCAGCAAUGUGCACCAUAUCAUGACAACCAAUGUUCAGAUGUCAAUAAUCCGAAGUAGUGCUCCUGGACCACCAUUACACAUUGGAGCGUCUCACUUACCUCGAGGUACUUACAUAAUCAUCCCAAGAAAGUAUUAUGUUAAUAAACUUAUUCUGGACAAUGUUUAUACUGUGGUUAAUGCAUGCGUCAAUACCUUGGUAGAGUAGCUAUAAAGAUAAUGGCUGCAAUCUAGAAGUAACUAUUUUUAGCUUCUUGGUCUUGGGAAAGUGUAGGGUAUAAUUAGGGUUACAGUAGAAUAUGGUGUGCUGAUCCUUUUUUAAAAAAACAACAACACCCCACAUAUGUUUUAGGACAGGGAUAGCCAAUGUGGUGCCCUUCAGACAUUGUUGACUACAAAUCUCAUCAUCCAUAGCCAGCAAGGCCAACAGUUCAACCAGUGGGCAGGGUUGAUGAUAGUUGUAGUCCGGCAACAUUUGGAGGACACCAUGUUGGCUGCCCCUUGUUUUUGAUAUGCUGUGGAUCACAUGCCGUCUACAUUCUGGGCAAAUCCACCAUCUCUAACUGCAGUUAACAUUCAUACCGGUGUCAACUGCAGUUCAGAUGAACCAGAUUCUUUAUAUACCAGGGUUAACAAAUUGGCUUCAAGUCCUGUUCAAGAGAUUAGGCUCAAUUCAAUAUCCCUGUAAAAUAAUCUGCAGUUUAAGCCAGCUGGAGAAACUUCACGCAUCUGAAGGGAGGAGGGAGCGUACAGCUCCACAGCCUAUUCUCUCAUUGGUUUAUGCAGCUGAGGGAUAUUGCAGCUACACAACCCUGGUUGAUGUUACCACUUUUUCUUUCUUUUACGCUAAUUGCUUUGUUUAGCCAGCACUACUAAUUGCACUCUUAAUUCUUUGUGUCAUGUUUAAAGAGUUGUGGCCGCUCUUAAACUUUUUGAAAAGUGGACUGUCUUAGGGAUUGUCUCAGUUUUACAUGGGGUUUUCCUCAGGUGCGGCAGCUGCUGCUGUGAUGUCCAGUUCUAAAGUGACAACUGUCCUGAGGCCAGCUUCACAGUUGCCAAACGCAGCAACAGCUCAACCAGCAGUUCAGCACAUCAUUCAUCAACCUAUCCAGGCAGGUGACAAUUGUGCAGUAUGAUUGUUGUUGUUGCUUUCAGAUUCUUUUGGGCUUUUCUUAAGCGGGAAACCACUCACAUAGUUAAAUGAACUGCGAAAUCUGACAACUGGUUCUUGUGACUCAAAUUCUUCAGCAUUGCAGGCCAAGAUUUAAAGAAACUGUAAAGGGAGCAAACUAAUAAUAUUAUCCAAAGUGUGAACUUCAGAUUAACUCCCCCAGUUAAGAGCUUUCCAUUUUGUUUGAAGCCCUGUUGUUAAUGGUUGGUUGGCUUUUAGCUCCAUUUGUGUGCAGUAGUGGCUGACACACGUGGGGCUGCAUUGCUUUCCUGACUUCCCAGUGCUGCACUUUGCUGCCAGUUACCAAGGAGGAUAAGCAAGGCAGCAGGGAGCUCAGUGUGAUGCAAGCACAGUUGUGGAGCUUACCAUGCCAAGCUCUGUUUAUAUGUAAAAUAGUUCCUCGUUUGUAAGGUUGCUUUACAAAAAUGAUCUACAUAUUGCUAAGGGAGAAAAAUGUGUCUGGCAAUCAAAUUAUCUGACCCUUAGGAGACUCAGAGGUCCAUUUUUACAAAGUUUUGCUAUGUGUAAUUUCUUUACAUUUAGGCAGUGAAUAAUUUUUUUAAAUUAUUGGUUGAAAGCCCUAAUGUAAUACUUUUUCCUUACCUACCACAGUCCCGGCCUCCUGUGACAACUUCAAGUACCAUCCCUCCUGCUGUAGUAGCAACAGUGUCGGCCACGAGGGCCCAAUCACCCGUUAUUACAACAACGACAACACAUGCCACAGAAGCUACCCUCAGGUAACCACUACACCCAUUAACAGUACAAUCAUAGAUACGUUUAUUUGGAAGUAAGUCACUCUGUGCUCAGUGGAGCCUACUCCCUAGUAAAUAUGUCUUGGGAUUGCUUUCUUAAAUAAAAAAAGGUACAUUCGGUUAUUUAACUGAGGGCCACUUUACACAAUAUGGCCAUCUAAUGGGAGCUGCUUCAAACGGCCUCCCUAGGCAGCUGCUCCAUGAAAGGAGCCAUUCUGUGUGCAACAUCUUGCUAUGCAGCUAAACACCCUUUCACAUGGUGGCCAUAUAAUUUGAAACAGCAUUGAUUGAACUGUCCAGAAGAAAUGCUGUUGGUGCAUUAAUUCAUGUAAUGCACAAUGAAGAAGCCAUUCUAAGCUCCAUUGUGGUGUCUCUUCAUAAAAUGAGUCGACGGACUGUUAAGUGCUUUCAGAAAAAGAACCUUAGAUUGUCUUUUCCAGCCGGCCAACAUUGUCAAUUCAGCAGCACCCACCUUCUGCACCUAUCAGUAUUCAGCGCCCUGCACAGCCACGGGAUACAGCAACCAGAAUUACCCUGCCGUCCCAUCCAGCCAUAGGAACACAGAAACAGCAGCUUCACACCAUGGCUCAGGUAAAUAUUAUAAACACGAUCAGCACAGUUUCUUCCAUGUUGUUGUCUGACUUUUACCAUAUGGUUUUAUAAGAUAGUUGAAUGAGGUUUCAUGACAUGGCAUGAAACAUAUUGUUGGCCUGGACAGCGGGAGGGAAACUUCCAACCCACAAUCCUCCAUUCCUAAGUCUGGAGCUUCUUUCCUUUCGGGAACACAGUCUGCCUCCUUGCUUUCUUUAAUCUGCCAAGCAAGUCUAGCCUUCCUUUCCUCUUCUAGGUUGCUGCUUUUCUACUUGGUGUUUGAUAUACCUAGCAUCUUUCUUUUGCUCAGUCCUCUGGUGCUGCUGUAAGAGGCUUAAAAAGCCCUGUUGGUUCAUGGCAUCCUGCAGUGCUGUGGCUGAUAAUCUAGCUAGCUUGUGGACUCUCGUGAGCUGGUCACUUAGACCAACAAUGGGAGCCCAUCUACUCCAGCUCCUCUGUAAAGCAUCAGAUCGAGGGAAGUGCCAUCUCUGUUCCAAGAUUCCGAAAUAUGCCAAUCAUGGUUUCUUGACAGACAACUUUUUCCCCCCUGCAGAAAACAAUAUUUAGUACUGGUGCUCCAGUGGCAGCAGCAACUGUGGCCCCUAUUUUAGCAACCAAUACCAUUCCUUCGGCAACUACAGCUGGUGAGUAUCUACAGCUCAGCAUUUUUUAUGUACAAAUACAAAAGCCAGUUAUUAGGGUUGAAGUAUCCUGCUAAAGGACGCGGGUGGCGCUGUGGUCUAAAUCACAGAGCCUAGGGCUUGCCAAUCAGAAGGUUGGUGGUUCGAAUCCCUGCGACGGGGUGAGCUCCCAUUGUUCGGUCCCAGCUUUCUGCCCACCUAGCAGUUCGAAAGCAUGUCAAGUGCAAGUAGAUAAAUAGGUACCGCUCCGGUUCACCAGAAGCGGCUUAGUCAUGCUGGCCACAUGACCCGGAAGCUGUCUGCAGACAAAUGCCGGCUCCCUUGGCCUAUAGAGCGAGAUGUGCGCCGCAACCCCAGAGUCGUCCGCGACUGGACCUAAUGGUCAGGAGUACCUUUACCUUUAUCUUGCUUAAAAAAAGCCCUUUAUUUCUCAUAAUUAUUGGGUGGCACAAUAAAAUUAGUGUAUGAUUUUAACAUGUGAUUUUGGAGGCUAGGCACACAUGGAAAACACUACCCCAGUUACUGCAGAAGCAGGCUAGGGGUCUAACUGUUCUACAAGGAGCAACAGAAAUUUCCCAGCUUAGAAGUUUCCAUAUAUUUGUGAUAUACAUUUUCUGUCAAAGGCACAGACUCUGAAGAAUGUUUAAUUGUGUGUGCACAUUUCUUCCUUUCAGGUUCUGUAUCCCACACCCAAGCACCAACAAGUACAAUUGUCACAGUGACUAUGCCCUCACACUCCUCCCAUGCAACGGCUGUGACCACCUCAAACAUCCCCGUCGGUAAGAGCAUUAGUUCUGAGCUUCAUUGUCCUUUGAUCUAUCAUUUUAUUUUCUGCUGGGGACAGAAUGGACUAGGUACAUCAGGGGUGAGGAAACUUCUUUGCUUCCCACAGGGUAGCUUUGACAGGUGUCUGGUCCCACCUACCUGUUGAAACCCCUUGUGUGGGGUUUCCAAGCUUGAGAACUACAGCACAAUGGGUGUUGUCAGCCCUGUGCUUUGCAACCCUCCCUGCGCUGCUCCUUUCCACCCGUCUUGUUAAAGGUGAAAAGUAGCCACACUGGGUGGCUUCCAACAGUAGUGCUGGGUAGGAGAAGCAGGUUCUCCUGCUUGAGCAAGCCAUGCUCCUACUACCCAUCAGCAGAAUGGAGGUUGGGAGUGCAUCUUGCUCCAGCAAAGGAACAAUCAGUAUCUGUUUCCUAGUAUGAAUCUACUACAGUUUACUUUGUGAAUAACUGGGAUGUCUUUUUUCACUGUACAGCUAAAGUAGUCCCACAGCAAAUUACGCACACUUCCCCUCGCAUCCAGUCUGAUUACACUGCAGAGAGGAGUAAUCUCAUUCCUAUAUCUGGGCACCGGGCAUCUCCAAACCCAGUUGCCAUGGAAGCUAGAAAUGAUAACAGGUAACUGAAUGAAUUUACUCACAUAGGAUAGGUACUUAAUCAUCUUGGUUAUAUUGCAUGUAUGUUAUACAUGAGGACAUCUGCAAAAAUAUAAUGAAAUGUGUUUUGAUCUCUCAGUUAACUUAAGUAUCCAAAGCUAAUCCUAUGCGCACACAUAUCUGAGAGUAAGCCCAAUUGAACUUGGUGAGAUUAGUUUCUGAAUAGAUGUGCAUAGGAUUGCGCCAGCUAAGGCUUUGCAUAUUUCUGAUGAAAGAAGGGCUUGUGAUUUUGGAUUGAUUUGAACCAAUCUGGCUGAAAAGGCAUCUAGGUAACCAAGCCACAAUUUCUGCUUCCAGUUCUGUGAGUUAUGGACAGUGCGCUUCAAAUUCUACAGUUUGUUUAAAAGGGUGUGGAUUCAGGGAAUUGUCAGGUUCCCGAGGAGCAAAUAAUGCUGCAUGUCAAAUUCAACUCCUGCAUUUCAGGGCAGCUGUACAUGAAGGGAAAGGAGCUGCAUUGUUAGGAAGUGGAAAUAGUGUCAGGUGUAUACAUGUUAUACAAACAGACUGCAUAGUGACAUGAAGUACGUGCAAAUGUAGAAACCCUUUCACUUCUCGUCUUCUGUUUACUCUUUAUUGAAUUAUACUGUUCAACGUUGUCAGGGUAUAGAAAGAGGGUUUGAAUUUGGAAGCUUUUUGGGGUAUCCUUCCAAGUAGGUAAAUGUGAUGGCCCACAAAGAAGCUAGCAAACUAGAACAGUCGAUUGCAUUGCAACAAAGGUUAAUUAACAAUCACUGCUACAGUUCAUUUGAAGGCUACAAUUAUACUGUUGUGUCUAACAUUUAAUUUAUCUUCAUUCCUCUAGACAGUCAGUACCUGUUCAAUUCCAGUACUUCUUACCAACAUAUCCACCUCCUUACCCUUUGGCUGCCCACACUUACACACCAAUUACCAGCUCUGUAUCCACUAUACGCCAAUAUCCUGGUAAGGAAUCUCAAAGUUUGAUUUACAGAAGAGUUUUAGAUCAGCUACGUAAAUGAGCUUUCUGCAUAAACUUUUCUUUUUUAAGUUCAAAGUGGGGUUCCAAAGUACUUUGGGAAACAAGCAAAGGUUAUCUGGCAAAUUUAAUAUUUAAAUAAUUUUUAAAAAACCCUCUCUGCAAAGCUUGCUCAAGUCAAGAUAAUGAUGAAGCAGAUCAGCAAAGGAUGUUAGUUAUUUUGCUAAAAACGUCUGGCUUCGCAGUGGGUUUUCCUUUCCCUCUCCUCUUCCCUGUGCCCUCCUCAAAUCUGCUCAGGAGAAUUGGGGGAAUCUCCAGAAAAUACAGGGGGGUGCAUAGGGGGCCGAGAAGGAGAGGAAAUUCCAUUGCACAGCUAGAGCUCUUCGUGCCAACAGAACUACUUUGGUGGCUACCACAUAUGGUCUUUUUUGACCCCCAAACAUAGUGACUGCCAAGGGGAAUUUUUAAUCUAAAUGAUUUGGGGAAUUCUGCAGUUUUUAAGUUUUGGUGAUUUGCUGUUCUGAAAAAUUGGUAUUUUGUAAUUACUCUCAAAUUGACUUGUUUGUUUCUUGUGAUUUGUAUUACAAUGGCUACUGCUACAAACAAUAACAAAAAUCCUCCUGACAGUCCUCUUCCACCCUUCUCUUGGAUGUCCUGCUGUUUUUGGAAACAGGGGUUUGCUGUUAAAUCUAAACUGGCAAAUUGUGGUUUGUGCAAGCUCUCCAAACCAGGACUGACAAUGUGAAAUAACUUCUAAUAGCUUGGCAAUUGAGGUGAAAGUUUAACUGUCAAGUCUAUGCUUUGUGUUCUCAGCCAUUGUAUUACAUGAGCUCCACGUUUACAGCGUUCAGCUGCUCUAUUCCAAACUAUUGGAAUAUCCAGUAAUAACCUCUUCUAAAUUACUUCAGCUAAUCAGAAAACUUGUUAUAGCUAGACCCUAGCUGUGAAAGGGCCAUAUGUUUUCUUUGGAGUAUUGGAAUAGAUCUUUUUCUUUGCAUAUAUAACCUCAGCAGCACUCAUGAGGAUUAUUAUAAUUCAGCUUUAGCAUUAUGAAGCCAGUGUUGCUGCUGUAUAAAUGUAAUGCUGGAAGGGCUGGCUUAUGAAUCUUAUUUAAUCUGUUGGCAUCUUCAGCAGGACCACAGAUGUGUGCAUAAACUACAAGUAUUUAAAUACAAAAUCUAACAAUGCUGCUUGGCAACACAAGAUAAUAAAUUGGCUGUUUUGUGUGGAAGUAAUUAAGUCUAUUGUUUGGUAUUUCCAGUUUCAGCUCAGGCGCCAAAUUCUGCCAUAGCAGCUCAGACUGGAGUAGGAGUGGCCUCCACAGUUCAUCUUAAUCCCAUGCAGCUGAUGACAGUGGAUGCAUCUCACGCCCGUCAUAUUCAGGGCAUCCAGUCUGCGCCAAUUGGUGCACAGGGUAUACAACCAGCACCCAUCAGUGCACAAGGAAUACAGUCUGCGCCAAUUGGAACCCAAGGGCUACAUCCAGCUGCCCCAAUUGGCACACAGGGUCUUCAGACUGCACCAAUGGGUGCUCAACAACCACAAACUGAAACCAAGACAUCAGGUAACUAGCCAAGAAUGCUUGUGUUGCGAGCAAAAUUGUCCAUAACUAUUCCUCUUGGGGUUUGCUUUUUAAUUAAUCAUGUAAUUAUGGCUGCAGUACUACUAUGAACACCUAUUUAGAAGUUUUGUUGAGCUUGGUGGGGUUUAUGAUUAAAAAUGCAUAGGUUUGGGCUGUCACUAACAUGGACAACUGCCAUUUCUGUUUCUGACUCAAACACACUGCUAGAGUCACUUAAACAUUUUAUUUUGUUUACCAGUAUCUGCUGUUCCCUAUCUCCUAGCAAAAAUAUAUGAUCAAGUUUGUGGGUGGUUUUCUUAAGCUAUGGCUAAUUAGAGUUUUAAUCCUGUGUAUACAUUUUUGAGAGAGCCCCAUUGAACACCUUGAGUUAACGUUUGUAGAACUGAGCAGCAGAUAGUUUUAAAACACUAAGCCUGAUACCCAAUUUUGGUUAUACUCUUAGUAGAGCAAUGUAAAAAGAUUGACUUAAGUCUAUUGCGUUCAGUGGUUCUGCUCCUGAGUAUGAUUUGGAUGGCUGUCUCCUUAAAUUUGGCAUUUGUUGAGCAAGCAUAGAAUGGAACAACAUUCCCACUUCUUAUUUUAAGAGAAACAGCUUCUGGUUAAAUUUCUCUCGCUUUUGUCUGCUACCUCCCUAUAACCUUUUUUGUUCCUUCCAUCAGUGGUCUUGGCAGAUGGAGCCACUAUUAUGGCCAAUCCAAUCAGCAAUACAUUCAACACUGCUCCAGCUUCAACUACAGUGGUACAAACCCAUAGUCAGAAUGCCAGUUCUAGUACACCAGCCCAGGGUUCAUCCCCUCGCCCAAGCAUUCUCCGGAAGAAACCUACUACAGAUGGGUGAGUAAAAUUGCAGCUGCUUUGAUAAUGUGCAAUCUGCUUGCCACUGUACAAGAAAUAGUGUCGUAUCUAAUAAAACCAUCCUGUUGGUGCAAGGAUUUGUGCCUGCGCAAUGGGAUUUCCUCUCCCUCCACCCCCCCAUGUCUUCUGUGGAUUCUCCAGUCCUCUGUAGGAGAUUUGGGCCAGGUGUGCAGGGGUGGGAGAGGGAGAAGUCUCAUUGCACAGAUGAAAGUCCUUGCACCGACAGUACAAUAUUGUUGGAUACAACCUUGUAGCAUUCUGUUCAUCAGUCAUCUUACGUAUGCUGAGCAUUAUGACAGAACCAAUAAAACAUGUGAGAACUCAUGGAAUAUGUAUUUAUUAGUGAAGACUUAUACCCUGUCUUACCUCCAGUACGUAGCUCAAAGCAGCUUACAAAAACAGAGAUGUGUGUAUUUUUUAAAAAAAUCAAAACUAAAAACAGAGUAACUGAUCAGUGAAAUAGAAGAGUAAAAACACUUCACACAGGGACCAGGCAGUUUUUUAAAACUUGCCACUGUAGGGGGCAACUGUAUUUCUUCAGGAAGUAAUUUUCAUAGUCUGGAGUCAACGGUGCAGGGAGCGCUACAGAAAAUGCCUUGUCUCAUGUCAGCGGCCUCCUAGCAUUUUAUGGGAGUGGGACCAUAAGCAGGGCCUCAGUGCUGACUUCAAGGCACAAGUUGGCCAGCAUAGGGAGAGCUGUUCUUUUAGAUAACUAGGUACCAGGUCAUUCAGGGCUUUAUAUGCUAAUAGCAGAUCUUUGAAUCAGGCCCAGUAACUCACAGUCAGCCAGUGCAGAACCUUAGAAAUUAGUGUUACAUGACCCAGGCUGUCCAGCAGCAUUCUGCACCAGCUGUGGUUUCGUAACCACCUACAAGGAAAGAGCUCUGUCACCUGUGUUUGGUCAAACCCGCUUUACAUCUUAAGUAAUCUGUGCUCUAGCCAUCUUCCGACAUGUUUCAUUGCCCAAAGCCUCUUGGGAAACCAGGACUGGAGAGGGCCCCUAGGUGCAAUUGUGUCAGUGGCCUAUAUCAUCUUGCUUUUCCACAGCAAGACUAGGGUCUUGACAGGAGAGGCAGCUGUUCUGUUUGGAAAAUUUCCCUGAGAAUUCGGGAAUCUUUUGGAUUCCGUUAAUCUGCUGGAGCGAACAUUUCUAAUCAGCCCCCCAGCUGGAGCCUAUAUAGGAUAAAUACAGCAGAAGAGAAUAAUAGUACACCACUUUUAAAUUAAGCACCCUUGGCAACUAUUGUAAUAGUUUUGCUUUUCAGAAACUACUAUAUUCAUGGCUAUUUUGCAGGUUGGCGGUUAGGAAAAGCCUCAUCCCUCCGCAGCCAUCUGAGGUAUCUGGCGCUCGAGUGGAAAGCUCAAUGAGGAGUGCAUCUGGAUCGCCAAGACCAGCUGGGUAAGAUCUCAUAAUAAAAAGAUAUGUAAAGCAUUCAAAGUACUGUAAUUCUAACUUGGCAAAAAGGUGAAAGAGAUGCUGGCUGUUCUUACCCAUUGCAAAAUAAUAAGCUCCGUGGAGACAGCUGGUGCAUACUUACUUCUGGGUAAAUGGGAGUUCAGUGAAAUAUUCAGUGAUGAUCACUGAGCUGUGCAAGCAGAUUAGGACUUGGGGGACAUAAAACAGGGAGCUAUUUUAAGAGUAUUGAAUUACUUUUCCUCAGAUCACUACAACAUGCACAUAUUGGCCAUGUUCAGAUAUAAGCCUAUGCAAAGCUAUAGUUAGGCAAGAUAGUCUUGCCAAUGAGCCAUAUGAUGCUGCCUACAGUUUUAGCAUUCCUUGUUUUUCUCUCCCCUUCUUUGAGUGGGAAAACAAACCACAGAGCAGGCGGCUUAGUGGAUCAGACAAAAAUGUGUUGUCCAAAAUGGGGUCCAGUGUACUGGGGAUCAUCUGUUAAAAUGUAUUCUUAGCUUGAUGGUUUUUAGCAUGUAAAUUUGACUGGCUUACUGUCAAAUUCUGUCCAAACCAGCACUCCUGGUUCCUUUCUGCAUUUGAAAAAACAUGACCAGGAAGCCAAUGUUCUUGGUUUCCUGAAUGUGAUUUAUUUGGGAGAAACAAAUCAAAGGUUCUGAUUCAGGCAUAAUGCUAAAACCUCUUUCAUUUCAGACCUCAUUUUUUGAUAUAGCACUGGAACAGAAAGCUUGUUGCUUUCUGAUGUUUUUACAUGGUAUUGUCAAGAUUCUGAAGAAAAGGCAUUAAACUUGGUGACUGUAUUUCACCAUUUCUGGUGGGCUUGUACUACUUAGAUUCUGGAAACCCAGACUUCCAUCUACUUAUGUGAUGUCACCAUAUUGUAAGAUAUGUUUCUAGAAAACUGGAAAGAAAAAAAAACCAGAACAAAAUUAAUCUUUCAGAGGCUCUGCAUUUCUAUACAGUUAUGGUAGUAGGAUCUUGAAUAAGUGAAACUGCUAACUUUUUCGUUUUUUUGUUUUGUUUUGUUUUGUUUUGUUUUGUUUCGUUUCGUUUCAUCUAGUGCCAAGCCAAAACCAGAAAUCCAUGUGUCUAUGGCCACUCCAGUGACUGUAUCUGUGGAGGCAGUAUCCAUUCAGAGCAAUGAACAACCUCCAAUUGCAGUCCCCACUUCCCAGCAGCCACCAGCUGCCAUUCCAACCAUCAUCACAGCAGCUAGUCCACCUUCGCAGCCCACAGCUGCCCUGUCAACCAUUCCAGGAACUGUUCCUGCUGCUGCACCGACUUCAACCACAAUUGUGGCAGCUCCUCCACCUCCACCAGCCAUGGGUGGCGUCCUCUCUACAGUAUUGGGCCCCGUUGUACCAGAGAUAAAAAUAAAAGAGGAAGUGGAACCCAUGGAUAUAAUGCGGCCAGUCUCAGGUAGAUUUCUGCUUAAGCAAUUACAAAUGAGAUGCUCAAAGUAGGUACAGAAGCUCCACAGCAGAUAAUAAUUAGAAAGAUUGUUAGCAGCUUCAUUUUAAAUUAUAUUUUGUUUGAUUUUAGUAAUGAGGGUCAGAGUUUAUUAAGAGCAGGGCCACAGCUAGCAUGUCACUGAAAGCUACAAGAGUUGCAUAGUUAAAAUGGCAGGUAGAACUAAAAGAAUACAGUGGUACCUCUGGUUAUGAACUUAAUUUGUUCCGGAGGUCCAUUCUUAAGCUGAAACCAUUCUUAUCCUGAGGCGCGCUUUCACUAAUGGGGUUCAUGCUACGUGAUUUCCGUUAGCAUCCUGGGGCAAAGUUCGCAACCAGGAGCAGCUACUUCGUAACCAGAAGCGUUUGUAACCAGAAGUACCACUGUACACUUGCUAUUAAAGUUUGCGGAGAGAUCAAGCAUUAGUGCUUAAUUCUGCUCUGUAGUAAACACUAAGAGAACAGUUGUGCAGCCUUAUAGUCUCUGUUCAAGGCUUUCACUCUUAAAUUCAAUUUGUUAAGGAAUUUCCUGAAAGUUACUUUUGCCAUAGUAGUUAGCAUGUCAAACACAAACUGCCAAUCGAUUGCACUAAAGGUGCCUCGCAGCUUUAUUGGGAACUGAAGGAGCCCAAACGCUGUCAUAGUAACCAUAAUCCCAGAAAAAAAGAGAUCAGGGAGGACUGAAACAAAAGACUUUGUUUGCUUAGCUCUGCUCACUCCUAUUCAUGACGUAAGGCCAAACCAUUCAAAAGAAAAUCUCGGGAAAAGUAUAUAUAAAAGCUCUAAGAUCCUUGAGAGGAGGGACUCUAGAAAAACAUAAUGUUCUCCUCUUACAAAGGCACUGCACUGGCAGUUAGCAUCUGAUCUCUAGCCUUGCAGUCUUUGGAAGACAAGGGUGUUGGCUCUAAAGCUGCCUUUGUUUUACCUGUCAGUCUCUUAAAACUUGUCCCUUCCUGUCUUCUCUUUCAGCAGUUCCUCCACUGACUACAAAUACUGUCUCCCCAUCUCUUACACUGCUGGCCAACAACCUUUCAGUGCCCUCAAGUGACUUGCCACCUGGUGCCUCUCCAAGGAAAAAACCACGAAAGCAGCAGCACAUAAUCUCUACAGAGGAAGGGGAUAUGAUGGAGACUAAUAGCACUGAUGAUGAGAAAUCCACUACCAAAAGCUUGCUGGUAAAAGCAGAGAAGCGCAAGUCACCUCCAAAAGAAUAUAUAGGUGAAUGGAAAUAAAUAAAUUAAAUAAUUGGUUGAUUGGUCGUUGUCUUCUCCAAGUAAUACCCAUCCACCCAAAAUGUAAGAUUGCCACUAGAAAAGGAAUUUGAGCUAAAAAUGAUCAACUUUGGGUCCGUCUGUCCCCCACAGAGAUCAGUUUUUCAUGGCAGAUUAUUAUUGGGGUGGGGGGGGGGGGAGAGCUGUUGGAGCUGAAUUAAUCUCUAAUUCAAAGUAUGCCGGCCCUAUCGUGGGAUCACAUUUUCUUUCCUAGCUCAAAACGCAAGCACCUUAAAAGAGGCUUUAGUUAUUUUUCUCAAUCUUGCUUUAGAUGAAGAAGGUGUGAGGUAUGUGCCUGUACGUCCUCGGCCACCCAUAACACUGCUUCGCCACUAUCGCAACCCAUGGAAAGCUGCCUACCAUCACUUUCAGCGGUAUAGUGAUGUCAGAGUGAAAGGUAUGUCUUCCUGUCAUUACAUUUUGCAUGGGUCGGUGAACAGAUGUGUUACAAUAUUAGACAGGUGUCUACUUGCAAACAUUUAACCUCUGAUAUAGGAUGUGCAGCGAAUUGCCUAGAAACAUAUCCACCAUCUAAAGCCACUAUAAUAUUUGUACUGCAGAGGCAGUGCUAAUACAUAUCAGUUUUCCUAUUGUUACUGAGGUUUAGUUAUACAUAAGGUAAUCGAGAACCUCAGCUGACAGGAAAUAGUCCCCGUAUAGUUGCUUGCUCUCUGUGUGUCUGACUAGCAAAAUGAAUUAUGCAAGAAAAGUGGGUGCAAGGAGACUUGCUUACUUUGCAUUAUGUAUUUAUUGAAUUUGACUUUUGGGUUUCUACAUAUAUAGUCCCUGGCUAUUAGACAAACUAAGUUUACCAACACUCGAAUACAAAGAUUCAAAGCAAGCCCCACUCCACCCCUGUUCAGAUCACAAAAUUUGGCUGUUGCAUUAUUGCACAUCUGACCCUGGAUCCCUGUUCCUGCAUUCUACCAACAUCUGUGGUCAGGUUUCACAUACCAGGUACACAAAUGACUGCUGCAGUAAACUUAGUAUUUUUGUAGCUCAAGGAAUAAGGUACAUUUCACCCUUUAAAAACUCAUUAUUUGCUUGUGUCUCAUAUUUGACUCUUGUUCUAGAAGAGAAGAAGGCUAUGCUGCAAGAGAUCGCUAAUCAGAAAGGUGUAUCCUGCCGUGCGCAGGGGUGGAAGGUCCACCUUUGCGCAGCACAGCUAUUACAGCUGGUAAGUGGGGGAAAUGGGGUAGUUUCAUAUAAAAUGAGGAACGAGAUUCCUCCAAGAAAAGCCUUAGCCCAGGAAGCUUUCUGAAAGGUGAUACAAAACUAUAUACAUAUAUAUAGAUAUAUAUAUAGAUAUAGAUAGAUACACACACACACACACACACACACACACACAUAUAUAUAUAUAUAUAUAUAUGUAUAUAUAUAUACACACACAUACACACACACCAUUUAUAUUAUUUUUAAAAAUUGCCACCAGAUUGAUAAGACUAUUGGAAUUGGAUUCCCUUCAAGAUUGAGGUUGUAGGUUGCAGUUGAGUAUAUGUAUAUCAGGUAUGAAUGGAGGGCUUGAUUCAGGCGUAAGAACUGAUGCAUUUUAUACAGAUGCUCAAAACUGGCAAAUCCCUCUGGUGCACAAAUCUGAAGAAGUGUCUGGGAUUGUGCUGCUGACUGGAGGAGGCAGCACUGUUCCACAUUCCUGGAUGCUUCUGUUUCAGGUUGGGGUGAUGUAGGUGCUUUGUAUUCUAGCACCAAGCUCCCAAGGCCAUGAGGAGUACUAUGGAAAUGUGACAUUACAUUGUGUAUGUAAUUUAGGAGUGCUGGGGCUGCUGAUGGCAUGUGAAACUAGGUUUUGAUCUAAGUAUAAGAGAUGAUGGUAAGAGGACUAGAACCUCAAAGGAUAUCUUUCACAGGCAUUGGAUGACGGUUACUUGUAUAUAAUAGGGAGUUACUGUUUCCCUAUUUCCUCAUUCUGAAGUGGGACAGCCCUGCUUCAUUUUGAAGCAUAUUUCAGAGAGCAUCCUACUGCAGUUGCAAUAAAGAUGACAUUGUAACCUUAAGAAGAGGAACACUGUUCUGUCAGCAGUGAAAAAUAGUACUGAAUCUUUUGAAAGCAGUUAUAUGAGCAGAUGGAAUUUUUAUAGCUUAUGUAGCCCUUGAUAUGAAACAGUGAGAAAAUAUUAGGUAUUUUUGCCAAAUUCUAAUAUUUUAUAGACCAACCUGGAGCACGAUGUGUAUGAACGACUCACCUCCCUGCAAGAAGGGAUCAUUCCCAAGAAAAAGGCAGCAACUGAUGAUGAUUUGCAUCGAAUAAAUGAACUGAUACAGGUAAAGGCUUAUUGUUCACUCCUUCAGUUUGGUGAUUUGCAAUUGAUAUUUUUUCUUAAUUUAAAUGGUGGGACAUGUUUUUUAAACGUGAAACAAAGAACUGUUAAAAGAGGGAAGUAGAAAAUGAAGCAGACUAAACAAACCACACAGUAUUUUAGUAUAGCCACUCAAAAUAUUAAAAACAACCACACAUAUGGUUAUUUUAAAAAAUGAAUAAUUUGGGAUGUGUUUAAACACUACAACAAAUAGAAAAUAGAUAUUCACAGGUUCCAUGGUUCCGUGUAUCAUUCAUAGCCUGAGCAUAAUAUAUAAUUUCUAAAAGUGAGGGGACACAGACACGUGGGGGGAGACAGAGAGAAGAAGAAGAACUAGUCCAUUACUCACAGAAACCUCCAUCCUCUUUGUGGCAGCCAUAAGGAAGAUACCCAUUUUUAAUUAACUGCAGUUUAUUAUUCCAUUCAAAUUCUAAAUUAUGAUUAAUAUUAAUUAUGGUUAGGGAAACAAGCCAACUUAAUCAACCAUGGUUUGAAAUUGGCUUGUUUCCCUAAACCAUAAUUAAAAAUAACUGUUGAUCCAGGUUUGGACAUGACUCUCCUCCUUGCCACUAUGCAAGAAGUGGAAAGGGGAGUGGGAGAGCGCACAAGCUUCAUCCAAGCAGCACUAAGUUUAGCAUUGCGUCCAAAUGAGGUUGCUUUCGCCUUGAAAGUUCACCAUUAUUACUAUGUGUCUUGAAAUGCAAAUGUCUUACAUAAUACAUUUGAUGUAGAGAGUCUAAUUUCCCAGAUUAUUAUUAGCAGAAAGUGGAAACAUACUUGUUCAUCUGUUCCUAAACGGCUGUUUCAUUUGUUUUAAAAUUCUUUAGGUCAUGUACUCUCUGACAUUUCAAUGUGGUUGUUUAAAGAUUACUUGUGUGCCUAGGAGGCAUUCAGCUGUUUAAUAUCAGUCCUGUGUUGUGUUUCAGGGGAAUAUGCAGAGAUGUAAGCUCGUAAUGGAUCAAAUAAAUGAAGCUCGAGAAUCCAUGCUAAAGGUCUUGGAUCACAAAGAGCGUGUUCUGAAGCUUCUCAAUAAGAAUGGAACUGUCAAGAAAGUUUCAAAAUUGAAGAGAAAAGAAAAAGUCUAGAGCCAGAGGUAUAAAGACUCUGGAAACAAAGGUUGUACAGAACAGUGUUAAGGCUCUUUUAAUUGGGGGUUUGUUUUAGAGAGCUACAUCUGAGUAAGAAGGACGAUGGAUGGAUACGUUGGAGCCCAAUGACCUUAAGGGAUGAUUAUUGAUCUAUCAAAGAAACAAAGAUUUUUCUCAGGCUUGUCCCUGUUUAAACUCUUCACAGUCACAUUUUGUUUAGCCCUCUUGAUGUGCCAGUGCCUAUUAAUUGGAACCAUUGAUGCAAACGUGAUAGACAGUCCUCGCCCUUCCAUCCUACAGUUUUAGAGAUAACUUCACAGGUUUGUACAAUGGAUUCUGCAGCAGACCUCAAGAACCAUCUGUCUUGAAACUGUUUGGAGAUGACACUACUUCCACGUAGCCAACUCAGUUUUUUGCUCCUUAAGAUCUUGCAGUGGCUAGAGCAGCCUUCAUAAACCCAGUGCCACUUGCACUGGUGGUUCUGCUACAUUUAGAAUCUUAAGUGGUUCUGAAGUCUCUAGCUGUCUAUUUUUUAAAAAAUACAUUUCAAAGUGAUUUGUAGUGUUGUGGAGUGUGUGCGUGUGCCCAUGUUGGUGCUCUGGGAUAUUGUUUUCAAAGUACUCUCAUACAGCACAGUACUUCCUGUAGCUGGUGUGAUGCUCUUCAUUGUGUUACAUACAAUUUGUGCUAUAUGACAUCCUGGAAACAUGAAUAAAGGAUUUGGAGGAUUUUGUAUAAUAA